AUGCUGCGUCGCGCUCUUCUGACCUUUGCCGGAUGCGUCCUCGGUCAGAGUCCGACCGGGGACCGGUUCGGGCCGCUCGGGGGCACUCCACCCAUCGAUGCACUGUGCCGGCCAUUCUGUAAAGGCAAGUCCCACGGCUGGGAGAAGCUGUGCUCCUGGGCAGGCUGCGCAGGCUGCAGCGAGUGCGCCCAAGGCUCUGGCUCCGGGGAAGAAGGCUCAGGGGAAGAAGGCUCUGGCUCCUGGGAAUGCCAGGGCUUCUGUGCAGCAAAGACGCAAUACUGGGACGCCCUGUGCAGCUGGACCGGCUGUGGCGGCUGCACCGAGUGCAUGCUUCCUCUUCUUGAGUACAACCCUACCAUGCCUCCUCUUGUGACCGGUCCUCCCGCGCCGGUGUGCAAGGCAUUCUGCGAGACCAAGUCGCAGGCCUGGGAUGAGAAGUGCACCUGGGGGGGCUGCAACGGCUGCUCCGAGUGCGGCGCCGAGUCCGAGUGCAAGCCGUUCUGCGAGACCAAGACGCAACCAUGGUCGGAAAAGUGCUCAUGGAACGGCUGCUCGGCCUGCUGCAAUUCGGGCUCUGGUGAUGACCUUGGUGACGGCGGAUACGGCUCGGGCGAAGAUAGCUCCGGCGAGGAAGGCUCUGGCUCCGGGGAAGAAGGCUCCGGCGGCGAGGCGUGUCCCGUGCCAGCGCCGACCCAAGAUAGUAUGUCCUGCCGGGACGAGCCAGCCUCGUAUGACGGCUUUGUGAGCGGCACCUCUCCCGACCAUAUCCUUGAGACGUGCAAACAGAAGUGCCGCGACGAUCCCGCUUGCAACUACCUCUCCUUCUGGCAGCCGCUGCCGCGGAGCCUUGGCCGCAAUGCGUGGUGCCGCCUCACAGCCUCGUGCGACAAUUUCUGGCCAGGUCGCAACCCCAGGUCGUACGACAUCUACGUGAUCCCCAAGGCUUGCCUUUCCCGAGAGUAG
Emiliania huxleyi CCMP1516 is the source of this 963-nucleotide messenger RNA. RefSeq lists its product as hypothetical. The record is from RefSeq and is a predicted model, not a curated record. Lineage: Eukaryota; Haptophyta; Isochrysidales; Noelaerhabdaceae. Bases 1 to 963 code for a protein of 320 amino acids. The transcript has a single exon.